Pochonia chlamydosporia 170 is the source of this 549-nucleotide messenger RNA. RefSeq lists its product as hypothetical. Lineage: Eukaryota; Fungi; Ascomycota; Sordariomycetes; Hypocreales; Clavicipitaceae. The coding region runs from base 1 to 549 and encodes 182 amino acids. The transcript is spliced from 2 exons. The record is from RefSeq and is a predicted model, not a curated record.
AUGCCCCAGAUAAAGAUUGCACAGAGCUCCCCCAGCAAUGACCAGUCGGAGUUUUCUGCUGAGUCAGCCCGUCCCCUGCCCGCUGCACCUAUCGAUAAGAAAUGUGGACAGCUCAUCCUCUCUACCUACAGCACGACCAACUCUCAACCAACUUUCCAUAAGAACAGUUUCUGCAAAAUCGACAAGAUGCAGCUCUUAAUUAUAUUCAUGUCCUUCCUCUCCCUGGCCACCGCACAGUUCGGCUUCUUCGACCAAAUGUUCGGCGGUGACGACGGCCACCAGCACCAGCAUCACCAACACCAGCCGCAAAAUAACCCCAGCGACGCAGGACACUACAAAGCACAAUACGAACAAUCUCACUGCGAUAAAUACCUCUGUCCCGAUACCCUUGCCUGCGUCCACUUCCCGCACCACUGUCCCUGCGCAUGGGAUGCCAACGAGGAGAAAUUCGAGCUGGGCGAGGGGAAGAGGUUGUGUAUUUCGAAGGGUGGGUUUAAGGCUGGUGAGGCGGCGCGAAAGGUUGAGCUUGCGCGGAAGGGGUUGCUGUAG